Molecule: messenger RNA, 2239 nt
Organism: Ictalurus furcatus (blue catfish)
Lineage: Eukaryota; Metazoa; Chordata; Actinopteri; Siluriformes; Ictaluridae
Gene: ghrhrb
Product: growth hormone releasing hormone receptor b
Exons: 13
Coding region: 118-1410 (430 amino acids)
Biological process (GO): adenylate cyclase-modulating G protein-coupled receptor signaling pathway; cell surface receptor signaling pathway
Cellular component (GO): plasma membrane
Molecular function (GO): peptide hormone binding; vasoactive intestinal polypeptide receptor activity; G protein-coupled peptide receptor activity
Source: RefSeq, a predicted model, not a curated record
AUAAACCGAAGUCCAUAUAAAGGACGAUUUGUAUACCUUACUUCAAGAGUGAAUUCCUUUGUUACCAACUUCUUCAGAGAAAGAGAAAGGACUUCAAGGGUUCUCGAGCCCAGUGACAUGAAGAUUCCACCUCCUGAGAAGGGGGAAGCAAUCCAUCCAGUAUGCACCAUCGUGGUUCAGCAUAUGAAGGCUCAGGAGCAAUGCAGAUUCACACGUCGACAAGAGAACCACACCACAAUGCCUGGCUGCCGAACAGAGUGGGAUGAGGUUCACUGCUGGUACAGAGCUGAAGUUGGCCAAGUGGUUAAUGUCUCUUGCAUUGAAGUUUCCCAGCUCUUUGCCAACAACAACGGUUACAUAUACAGGAACUGCACAGAGAACGGCUGGAGUGAAAUUUACCCAUCAUAUGAGCAUGCUUGUAUAUUACCAAUGGUGGAAGCAACUGAGGACUCGUAUUUUUCUACGUUCAGACAGGUGUACACUGUAGGCUACGCUACCUCUCUCAUCUCCCUCAUAUCAGCCAUCAUCGUCUUUACAGCCUUCAGGAAGUUCCAUUGUACAAGGAACUACAUCCACAUCAACCUGUUUUCCUCCUUCAUCCUGAGAGCUAGUGCAGUCUUUAUUAAAGAUGGAAUCCUCUUCAUCGAUGAAAACCAAGACCACUGUAUCAUGUCUACAGAAUCAUGUAAGGCUGCAGUUGCCUUUUUCCAGUUUUGCAUCUUGGCUAACUACUUCUGGCUCCUGGUGGAGGGCAUGUACUUACAGACCCUGCUGGCUCUCACAUUUGUCUCACAAAAAAAGUAUUUUUGGUGGUACAUCCUUAUUGGCUGGGGUCUUCCAACAACAGUCUUGACUAUUUGGGUUCUUGUCAGGCAUUUCUAUGAUAACAGGGGGUGCUGGGAUGACGCAGAUAUCGCCUUCAUUUGGUGGAUUAUAAAAGGACCGAUUACAAUAUCUCUUCUGGUGAACUUUAUCAUCUUCAUCAAUGUGAUCAGGAUACUUGUGGAGAAGCUGAAGUCUCCUGGAGUUGGAGGCAAUGACACCAGUCACUUUAUGAGGCUGGCUAAGUCCACCCUGUUCCUGAUCCCACUGUUUGGCAUGCAUUACAUGGUGUUUGCCUUCCUGCCAGAGAGCACAGGGGAGGAUGUUCGUCUCGUCAUUGAACUUGGAGUGGGCUCAUUUCAGGGCUUCAUUGUGGCUCUAUUAUACUGUUUUCUCAAUGGCGAGGUACAAGCGGAGCUGAAGAAGAGGCUGUGGAAAUGGCAAAUGCAGGGUUACAUGAGUUACAGUAAGAGGAGGCGAACACUGGUCACAGAGAGCAGUACUGUCACUCAGAUUUCUGUUCUAGAAAAAUACAGCCCUAAGGACCAGCCUUCAGUUGAGCUCAAAAACAGCAUCUCACUGGUCUGAGAACACUGUCUUAUCCUGUUUCUCUUGCUCUCAUAGGAUUGCCCAAUCCCUAUAAUAGUUUAAUAACAAUAUAUAACGCAGUCAUUGAGACCAAGAGUGUUAGUUUUAAAGUUAUAUACCAUUCUUAUAAAAAUAUAAGUACUAAUACAAAAGUAGUAUAAUGUAAUUUGGUGACAUUUACACACAGUAUAAGGGGUCACAUAUAUUAGAUAUUUUUCCACAGUUCUGAUUGUAAGGCAAAUCACAGGUUUAUAUUAAUGCGCUCAUUCUAACAUGUCAUCGUUUCUAUAGUAUAGUAUAGGGACGUGUAUGGUGGACACUCCGCAUAAAUUGAUUAAAAACCACAUGGAAUUGUGUAAUUGACAUUUUGGAAGGGAAGUAUUCAAGGAAGUAACUUGUUUUUGACUUGAGCAGUUUCCCAUAACACUCUGAGGUGCACUGUGUCAGUACACUUUCAGAUGGUUCAACUGUUGUCUGGCUUUGUUCACCUAAGCUUGCAUGUGAUGAGUCCAGUUCAGGUCCUCAGAUAUGUGUACUCCAAGGUGCCUGAAGCUGCUCACUCUCUCCACAGGGGUCCCACCAAAAAAAGUCCUAAAAGUCCUAAGCCAUUCUAGCAAAACUGUUCGUAUCAAUUGCAGUCAAAAGAUAUCUUCAUGGUUUCUGAGUGUAACGUCAUGCCAUCCAUGUGGGGCCAUCCUCAGCAGCAGUGAGUGGUUUUCAUGUGAUGAGAACUCUAACCAGGGUGGAUCAGGCAGGCCCGGAGAGCAGAAGGGGUCAGGAUCACGGAUAUCUCAGGAGUGCCAUGUGUAGCAAGAGAGAGAGAGAGAGA